Messenger RNA from Artibeus jamaicensis (Jamaican fruit-eating bat), 3916 nucleotides. RefSeq names its product solute carrier family 6 member 8 (gene SLC6A8). The transcript has 13 exons. Gene Ontology annotation, molecular function: creatine:sodium symporter activity. NCBI's taxonomy places the organism in Eukaryota, Metazoa, Chordata, Mammalia, Chiroptera, Phyllostomidae. Gene Ontology annotation, cellular component: plasma membrane. Gene Ontology annotation, biological process: neurotransmitter transport; sodium ion transmembrane transport. The record is from RefSeq and is a predicted model, not a curated record. Bases 667 to 2574 code for a protein of 635 amino acids.
GGUCAAGCCGAGGAGAAGAGGGACGGUCCAAACGCGGUGGGAAGUCCGUGAGCCCGCCGCGGCCCGGAGAGCGGCUGGAGCCGCCGCCGCCGGGAAAAAAGGGGUGAGCACGCCCGGGCCGCCGCUGCCGCCCGAGCCAGAGGCGUCUGAGCCGGAGCCGCAGGAGAGCUAGGCAGUCGUGUGGGCCCGGGCCGGGGCGGGGGGCGCGGGCCGCAAGCCCAUGCUCCGGCCGCCGCUUGCAGACAGUGGGCUCCCGAUGCCGCCCGCACCCCGCUAGGCUAAGCGUCGGACCGGGCGAGCCGCCGCCGCCUCCGCCGCCGCCGCCCGUAUCGCGGGCAGGAGCCUCGGGAGCCGCCGCCGCCGCCGCUCGAAUCGCGGGCAGGAGCCUUGGGAGCCGCCGCCGCCGCCGCCCGGCCGGGCCCCGCCGCCGCCCGCGCGCCCCCGGGCCCCCGACACACAUGAGAUUCUUCAGGCUCACUUUCAAGUGCUUCGUGGACUGCUUCUGACCGCGCCGCCUGUCCGCCCCGCACCCCGCCCGCCGCCCGCCCGCCCGCCGCCCCGACUCCGGCCCGGCCGCCCCCGGCCGGCCCGCGCCUUCGGGGUCCCCAAGCAGCCGGCGCCCCCCGCCGCCCGUCCCUCGGCCCGGCUGCGCCGCCCUCUGGGACCAUGGCGAAGAAGAGCGCCGAGAACGGCAUCUACAGCGUGUCUGGAGACGACAAGAAGGGUCCGCUGAUCGAGCCCGUGCCCGACGGGGCCCCGGCCAAGGGCGAUGGCCCCGCGGGCCUGGGGGUGCCUGGCGGCCGCCUCGCCGUACCUCCGCGCGAGACCUGGACGCGCCAGAUGGACUUCAUCAUGUCGUGCGUGGGCUUCGCCGUGGGCUUGGGCAAUGUGUGGCGCUUCCCCUACCUGUGCUACAAGAACGGCGGAGGUGUGUUCCUUAUUCCCUACAUCCUGAUCGCCCUGAUCGGAGGAAUCCCCAUUUUCUUCUUGGAGAUCUCACUGGGCCAGUUCAUGAAGGCCGGCAGCAUCAAUGUCUGGAACAUCUGCCCCCUGUUCAAAGGCCUGGGCUACGCCUCCAUGGUGAUUGUCUUCUAUUGCAACACCUACUACAUCAUGGUGCUGGCCUGGGGCUUCUACUACCUGGUGAAAUCCUUCACCACCACGCUGCCCUGGGCCACGUGCGGCCAUACCUGGAACACUCCUGACUGCGUGGAGAUCUUCCACCACGAAGACUGUGCCAAUGCCAGCCUGGCCAACCUCACAUGUGACCAGCUUGCUGACCGCCGGUCCCCUGUCAUCGAGUUCUGGGAGAACAAAGUCUUGCGGCUCUCCAAGGGGCUGGAGGUACCGGGGGACCUCAACUGGGAGGUGACCCUAUGUCUGCUGGCCUGCUGGGUCCUGGUCUACUUCUGUGUCUGGAAGGGGGUCAAGUCAACAGGAAAGAUUGUAUACUUCACGGCUACGUUCCCGUAUGUGGUCCUUGUUGUGCUGCUGGUGCGCGGAGUACUGCUGCCUGGCGCCUUGGAUGGCAUCAUCUACUAUCUCAAGCCUGACUGGUCAAAGCUGGGAUCCCCUCAGGUAUGGAUAGAUGCUGGGACCCAGAUUUUCUUCUCUUAUGCCAUUGGCCUAGGGGCCCUCACGGCCCUCGGCAGCUACAAUCGCUUCAACAACAACUGCUACAAGGACGCCAUCAUCCUUGCGCUCAUCAACAGCGGGACCAGCUUCUUCGCUGGCUUCGUGGUCUUUUCCAUCCUGGGCUUCAUGGCUACGGAGCAGGGCGUGCAUAUCUCCAAGGUAGCAGAGUCAGGGCCCGGCCUGGCCUUCAUCGCUUACCCCCGGGCAGUCACGCUGAUGCCCGUGGCCCCACUUUGGGCUGCCCUGUUCUUCUUCAUGCUGCUGCUGCUGGGCCUUGACAGCCAGUUUGUAGGUGUGGAAGGCUUCAUCACAGGCCUGCUGGACCUCCUCCCGGCCUCCUACUACUUCCGUUUCCAAAGGGAGAUCUCCGUGGCCCUCUGCUGUGCUCUCUGCUUUGUCAUCGACCUCUCCAUGGUGACAGAUGGCGGGAUGUAUGUCUUCCAGCUGUUUGACUACUACUCGGCCAGUGGCACAACCCUGCUCUGGCAGGCCUUCUGGGAGUGUGUGGUGGUCGCCUGGGUAUAUGGAGCUGACCGCUUCAUGGACGACGUGGCCUGCAUGAUUGGGUACCGGCCUUGCCCCUGGAUGAAAUGGUGCUGGUCCUUCUUCACCCCACUGGUCUGCAUGGGUAUCUUUGUCUUCAACGCUGUGUACUCCGAGCCACUGGUCUACAACAACACCUACGUGUACCCAUGGUGGGGCGAGGCCAUGGGCUGGGGCCUUGCGCUCUCCUCCAUGCUGUGUGUACCCCUGCACUUGCUGGGCCGCCUCCUCACGGCCAAGGGGACCAUGGCUGAGCGCUGGCAGCACCUGACACAGCCUGUCUGGGGCCUCCACCACUUGGAGUACAGAGCUCAGGACUUGGAGGUCAGGGGCCUGACCACCCUGACCCCAGUGGCCGAGAGCAGCAAGGUGGUGGUGGUAGAGAGCGUCAUGUGACAGGCAGCCGGCUCCCAGUGCCAGCUCUCCCUCUUGUAGCCAUAGCAGCCCCUGCUUUAGAGCCCCCACCCCCUCCAGGGGGCUUGCCUUUCCCUGACACUUUUGGGGUCUGCCUGGGGGGAGGGGAAGAAGCACCAUGAGUGCUUAUAACUAAAAUAACUUUUUCCAUUUUUAAUAAAAAUGCCAAAAAUACCACAACCCACCAAAAAUAGAUGCCUCCCCCCACCAACCAAGCUGGUGCCCACACUGCUUCCCAGGCCCUGCCGCCUGCCCUCCCCCCAGUGCCUGCUGCCUCUCUGGGCUCUGCCCGGCCCACUCCCGGGUGGCCUCUCACCCGAGGCAGCUUGGGGAACAGAACAGGGCAGGGGAGGAAGGUGAGGGAGGGGCAGCAGAACCAAGGUGAGUAUUUCAACUGGGCUAGACCCCCUCUCCCCAUCCCUACUCUAGAAGCUUAGAGAGCCAGCCAGCAAUGGAACCUUCUGGUUCCUGCGCCAAUUGCCACCAAUAUCAAUUGUGUGAGCUUGUGUACGAGUGCAUGUGUGCGUGAGUAUGUAGGGCGUAUCUAGAGCUCUAUCUCUUAGCAAAGGUGAAUACCAGGUGUAAACUGUGCCUGUGGGCAAAUGAGGCUUGUAUUUUGCACAUUUUAUAAAAAUUUGAGGAGAGAGAUUUCUGCUUGUAUAUUUCUAAAGAGAAAACAGCCCCGAGGUCCCUCUCCUUGCCACACCCCAGUCCCUUUUAACCCCUCCUCAUUCCUCUGCCCCAGCCAAGGAGUGUGACUUCAUAGAUCUAAUUUUCAUAGGCAAAACAAGAGCUUCAAGCCGUCGAGUUUGCGAGUCUGUUGUGUGGGUAUGCAUGUAUAGUCCCUGGCCCCAGACUGAGGUGGAAAAGUGCACGGUAGGGGCCUUGACAGAUGUCCCCACUCUAUCCCUCUGCCCACAAGUCAUGGGGGUGAGUACGUGCGGUGUUCUGUCCCAGGGAUCUGGGGCUGCUUACCUGGCAUGCUCAAGCUUACCCACACCCUGCCCCUGGGCUGGGCAGACUGCAGGGAUCUGAGGUGGGCACCAGCCAGGGAAGGGAUCCAGGCUUGGCUCCCAGCUUAAAGCUGAUGCACUUUUCACGUGUCAAGUCUUCCAUGUAGCAGCUGUACUUAACCCACAUCUGUGUCAUAUGUAAUCCCAAGACGAGACAGCCGAGUGGAGCCUACCUAGAAAGACUUAUCCCACACCCCGAUGCCAGCUGGAGGGGAGGGGCUGGGUGAGGGCCGGGGGCCAGCGGGGACAUUCUUACUGUGCUAAAAGCCACUGCAAACAUAGCAAUAAAAACAUGUCAUUUUCCAAAGCUG